Messenger RNA from Rotaria sordida, 852 nucleotides. NCBI's taxonomy places the organism in Eukaryota, Metazoa, Rotifera, Eurotatoria, Philodinida, Philodinidae. The record is from the annotation of a GenBank genome assembly.
AUGGCAACUGAAAAUGAGAAAACCGGUGUUUCAGCUAGUGAUAAUAUAGAUGCCAGUAAUUUCAAUAAUACAUCACAUGAUAUGGAUAUGGAUCAACAAACUCAACAAUUACAAAAUGAAAUAGAGAAAGAAAUAGCUGAAAGUCAACCAUUAGUAAGUGGUAAAAUUCCAACAACUUAUUUACAAAAAGAAUAUGCAUCAGAUGAUAAAAUUUAUCAAGAUAAAGUAGCAGAAUUAAUGAAAACAUAUAAAUAUAUUCGACGUACACGUGGUGAUGGAAAUUGUUUUUAUCGUGCAUUUGCAUUUGGUUAUCUUGAAAAAAAUUUAAAUAAUAAAAAAGAACUCGAACGAUUUCGUCAAUUAACAUAUGAUCUAAAAGAUCAACUUGUUAAAUUAGGUUAUUUAGAUUUUACACUUGAAGAUGUACGAGAUGUUGUUAUUGAAAUUAUUGAUAAUAUAUAUAAAGAAGGAAAUGAACAAAGUUUAAUAGAAAAUUUUUGUUCACAAUCAUAUUCGGAUUAUUUUGUUGCUUAUUUACGAUUAUUUACAUCAGGUUAUCUUCAAAUGAAUCGUGAAUUUUUUGAAAAUUUUAUUGAAGAUGGAAAAAGUGUUAAACAAUUUUGUAGUACUGAAGUUGAACCAAUGGCACGCGAAUCCGAUAAUAUUCAUAUAAUAGCAUUAACUAAAGCAGCUGUUGUACCAUUACGUGUUAUUUAUAUGGAUCGAAGUCAACAAUCAUCAUUAACUAUACAUGAUUUUGCAGCUACAGAUGAAGAAAUGAAAGAAAUAUUUAAACCAAUGAUUACAAUGCUUUAUCGACCUGGUCAUUAUGAUUUAUUAUAUGAAAAUUAA